AGGUGCUUCUGGAAGAGACCGCUCUGGGCCCCGCCUUUGAUCUCGUUGGUGGGGCUGAGGGAUGAGAGCUGCACCGCGCGGGACAAGUCGCCGGCGGCGCCCGACAGAGCAGAAGAGGAGAAAACAUGGAAUUGGAGAGGAUCGUCAGUGCAGCCCUCCUUUCCUUUGUCCAGGCGCACCUCCCAGAGGCUGACCUCAGUGGCUUGGAUGAGGUCAUCUUCUCCUAUGUGCUUGGGGUCCUGGAGGACCUGGGCCCCUCAGGCCCAUCAGAGGAGAACUUUGAUAUGGAGGCCUUCACUGAGAUGAUGGAGGCCUAUGUGCCUGGCUUCGCCCACAUCCCCAGGAGUACAGUAGGGGACAUGAUGCAGAAGCUGUCAGUGCAGCUGAGUGAUACCAGGAACAAAGAGAACCUGCACCCACAGAGCUCCUGUGUCCAAGGUCAGGUGCCCAUUUCCCCAGAGUCCUUGCAGCGGCCUGAAACACUCAACGAAGAGACAAGGUCUCCUGCUUCUGCUGCUGGGGACACCCAAGAUGAGGCAGCUGGCACCGAGGAAGAGCUGCUGCCAGGGGUGGAUGUGCUCCUGGAGGUGUUCCCCACCUGUUCAGUGGAGCAGGCCCAGUGGGUGCUGGCUAAAGCUCGGGGAGACUUAGAAGAAGCUGUGCAGAUGCUAGUAGAAGGCAAAGAAGAUGGGCCUCCAGGCUGGGAUGGCCCUAAUCAGGACCUGCCCAGGCGCCUCCGAGGUCCCCAGAAGGAUGAGUUGAAGUCCUUCAUCCUUCAGAAGUACAUGAUGGUGGAUAGCGCAGAGGAUCAGAAAAUUCACCGACCUAUGGUUCCCAAGGAGGCCCCCAAGAAGCUGAUCCGAUACAUCGACAACCAGGUAGUGAGCACCAAAGGGGAGCGAUUCAAAGAUGUGCGGAACCCUGAGGCUGAGGAGAUGAAGGCCACAUACAUCAACCUCAAGCCGGCCAGGAAGUACCGCUUCCACUGAGGCACUCGCUGGACUCUGCCCCAGCCUUUCAGAUCUCAGAGGGAUGCAGGAGCCCUGUUCCCUGACACAGGGGCCUUCCUUACUCCUGUACCCUUCUUAAUCCCUUCUCUACUUCCCUGCUCCAUAGUGUUAACUUACUCUUGGAGCUGCCUCCAUGGGCACAGUAAAGCUGGCCCAAGGAA
Castor canadensis (American beaver) is the source of this 1171-nucleotide messenger RNA. It is a transcript of the gene Cuedc2, whose product is annotated as CUE domain containing 2. NCBI's taxonomy places the organism in Eukaryota, Metazoa, Chordata, Mammalia, Rodentia, Castoridae. The record is from RefSeq and is a predicted model, not a curated record. Gene Ontology annotation, molecular function: ubiquitin binding.